AUGACGUCAGCUGAUCAUCAUAAUCAUCACCGUUCUCAACAGCAGAACGAUUCUGGUAGCGGUGAUAAUAAAAAAGAUGUAGAGAUCGAUUCCGAAUUGCUAGAACUUGAAACAGCAUUGAAUGAUAUUGAAAAAGCAAUGGACAAAAUUGAAUCACAAAAUGAAAAUAUUCAAACAAAACUACGUGAUUUAUUAGAAUCAAAUAGACAAAUGGCGAAAGAAUUUACAGACAUUCGUCAAACAAUGAACAAUAAAUUGAAAGAUGUUUCCUAUGAAUUAGAACAAGCACCCCAUAUUGCUCAUGAUUUAGCAUCAAGCACAAGUAGUACAUUGACGAAAAUUGAAAAUGAAAUGUUAGAUCAUUAA
Messenger RNA from Didymodactylos carnosus, 366 nucleotides. NCBI's taxonomy places the organism in Eukaryota, Metazoa, Rotifera, Eurotatoria, Philodinida, Philodinidae. The record is from the annotation of a GenBank genome assembly.